Molecule: messenger RNA, 403 nt
Organism: Alosa sapidissima (American shad)
Lineage: Eukaryota; Metazoa; Chordata; Actinopteri; Clupeiformes; Clupeidae
Product: zinc finger BED domain-containing protein 4-like
Exons: 2
Coding region: 11-271 (86 amino acids)
Source: RefSeq, a predicted model, not a curated record
CCAGAAGCAGAUGGGGGUGCCUGUCCUUUGGCCCAAGCAGGACUGCGUCACCCGAUGGAACUCCACUUUCCAUAUGUUGAAAAGGGCAGUGGAGUCAAAAGACGCCAUCGUAUCGACACUGGCUAUCAUGAAUUCAAACAUUGAGCUACUGACCCAAGAAGAAUGGCUGGAGAUAAAAGAGGCCUGUGCUGUUCUUGAGCCCUUCGACCAGGUGACUGUGGAGAUCUGGAGACAGUUAUGUGACAGCCUCCAAGAUGAUCAUACUCUGUAAGGGUCUGCAACGAGUUACUGCUAAACUCCAGAGGGAUGGAACAGUAACUUUGGAGAAGGUCAUAGAGUUGGUCAAUGCGCUCUGUGCUUCAAUGGAGAGAAGAUUCCACAGAAUGGAGUUUAACCCUAUACU